AUGGUUCAGAAUGGUAUAUUAGAAAAUUUCAGCAUUGAUGAUUAUGGUUGCUUGAGAUUUUAUAACCGAAUCUGUGUUUCAGAUGUUUCUAAAUUGAAAGAGUUGAUAUUUCGUGAAGCUCAUGAUAGUCUUUUUGCUUUGCAUCCUGGAGGAACGAAAAUGUAUCGCGAUCUACUAGAAUCUUAUUGGUGGCCAGGAAUGAAAAGAAAUGUGGUUGAAUAUGUGGCUAAAUAUUUAACUUGUCGGCGAGUUAAGGCAGAACAUCAGGUUUCCACCGGAUUACUUCAGCCUAUUACUAUUCCUGAAUGGAAAUGGAAUUGUAUCACGAUGGAUUUUGUAACAGGGUUACCUUUAUCGGCAAGUUGGGAGCGUUACUUACCUUUAGCUGAAUUUGCAUACAAUAAUAGUUUUCAAUCAGGUAUUCAAAUGGCUCCAUAUGAAGCUUUGUAUGGUCGUAGAUGUCGAUCACCUAUUUGUUGGAUGAAAUUGAGUGAAAGAAAAAUGAUCAUGCCGGAAUUGAUCCAAGAAACGGAAGACAUUGUUAAGAAAAUUCGAGAUAGAUUGAAGAUAGCUUUUGACAGACAAAAAUCAUAUGCAGAUUUGAAACGUCGAGAUAUUGAAUAUUCUAUUGGCGAUAAAAAAAUACAUGAUGUUUUUCACGUUUCAAUGCUUAGAAGAUAUCGAUCGGAUCCAUCUCAUGUUAUUUCAACAGAGGAUAUUGAAAUUCAACCUGAUUUUUCAUAUGAAGAAAAACCAGUUGAAAUUUUAGCACAUGAGGUGGAAGAGUUGCGUAAUAAGUGA
Messenger RNA from Gossypium raimondii (Peruvian cotton), 801 nucleotides. RefSeq lists its product as uncharacterized. Bases 1 to 801 code for a protein of 266 amino acids. NCBI's taxonomy places the organism in Eukaryota, Viridiplantae, Streptophyta, Magnoliopsida, Malvales, Malvaceae. Gene Ontology annotation, molecular function: nucleic acid binding. The transcript has 3 exons. The record is from RefSeq and is a predicted model, not a curated record.